Molecule: messenger RNA, 1394 nt
Organism: Lactuca sativa (garden lettuce)
Lineage: Eukaryota; Viridiplantae; Streptophyta; Magnoliopsida; Asterales; Asteraceae
Molecular function (GO): zinc ion binding; nucleic acid binding
Source: RefSeq, a predicted model, not a curated record
UUGUUAGAAAAUCGUGGGACCAUUCUAUAAAUGAACAUAUAUAUUGUUAUCAUUUAAAUCCAAAUAUUAUGGCAAGUGUAUAAGAUUGUUGAUGGACCGAUAUUCACUUACCAUUUGUGGCUUGAGUUCCCGGUUUGACUCAAGAUCCUCAAGAUCCCUUCCAUCUCUCACAUUAGGGUUUAUCUCCAUCUAUAAAUAUAUGUGAUGAGGAGCAAAUCAAUGUGGACGAUAUUAAUUCACAAAUUCGUUUUUCUUGAGUGCAAAGGGUUCUUAGAGUUGUCUUGAGAUCAACUGGAAAACCAAACUUGUUCUUCAGAUCCAAAAUCUUCAAUGGAAGCAGCAAAUGCUAAUUGUGGUAUAAUAUCUUCCAACUUGAAUCACAUUCCAGUUCUCAAUGGAACUAACUUUAAGGAAUGGAAAGAGAACAUUAUGUUAGUUCUCGGCUGCAUGGAUCUUGACCUUGCACUUCGGAUUGAGCAACCCAUCCUUACUGCCACAAGUUCAGUGGAAAAUAAAAGGGAUGCUGAAAAAUGGGAUCGCUCAAAUCGCAUGAGUCUAAUGAUCAUUAAGCGCGGCGUUCCAGAAGCCUUUAGAGGUGCAAAUGAGCAGUCUAUUAAUGCAAAAUAUUUUCUUGCUGAAACUGAACAACGUUUUGCAAAAAAUGAUAAGGCUGAAACAAGUACUUUUUUGCAAAAGAUGAUUUCAAUGAAGUAUAAAGGCAAAGGAAACAUAAGGAAGCACAUCAUGGAGAUGUUUCAUCUUGCUUCAAAACUUAAGGCGUUGAAACUAGAAAUUUCUGAUGAUUUUCUAGUUCAUUUGGUAUUGCUUUCUCUUCCUACACAAUUUAAUCAGUUUAAGGUCAGUUACAACUGCCAAAGGGAUAAAUGGACUCUUAAUGAGCUCAUUUCCUUUUGUGUGCAAGAAGAAGAAAGGAUGAAGCAGGAAACAACUGAAAGUGCUCAUUUUACUAGUACCUCUAAAGGUAAGGGCAAAAGAAAGAGAAAAGAAGCUGCUACUAAGGGACCAGUGCAAAAGAAACAACAUUUAGGCAAUGAUCAAAAGAAAAAGGAAUCGGGACCUCCUAAAUGCUUCUUUUGUCAAGAACCUAGUCACUUGAAGCCGGAUUGUCCAAAAUACCACGCUUGGCGAGUUAAGAAAGGGUUGCCUGAACUACCGAAAACCAAAUGAUGUUGAAAGAUAUAUCUAUGUGGGUGAUGGCAAGCAGGUUGAAGUCAAAGCAAUUGGCACAUUUCGUUUAUUACUAGAUACUGGCUUUUAUUUGGAUUUUCAAGACACUUGCAUUGUACCGUCUUUUAGACGCAAUUUGGUUUCUGUUUCUAAAUUGGAUAAAUCUGGUUAUUAUUGUUCUUUUGGAAAUGGUGAAUUUAGUUUGU